AUGCCACUGGAACCCGCGUCGGAAGAUGAUGUGCAGGAGAGACAACACAGAGCCUGGAUGCAGAUGCUCAAACAGGAGGAGAAGAGGUCAUUUGGCAAAUGGAAUCCCCUGAUGUGUGAAGAACUUGUAAAUGUGGCUAAUUUUAUUGGCAGUGAUAAGGAUGUCAGACAGCCCCCAGAAUGCAAUCUGUCCUUUCAAAAAUGUCUGACUACCUCUGCAAGCGAUUCGACGCAGCUCAACAAAUCUGAUAACAAAUUGCCUACUGUCACUGGAGUGCAGGUGACAAGGAUGGCGACUAGGGCAUCAAAGGGUGCUGCACCGACCAGCAAUAAAUUGGUCUCUACCGGUUCCUUCAAGAUAUCCCGUCCGCCAGCCUCAAGUCAGGCGGCUAAUGAGAAAUAUGUCAACGUAGACUGUGCUGAGUCCCGGCUCCAGUAUGAAAUAGUUUACCAACAGACGCUGGAGGAGACUAAUAAACGUAUGGCUGCACAUGAGAAGAAAAUAAUGAAGGACUGGGAAAAUGAGCUGCGUACCUAUAAAGAGAUUACUCGCCGAGCAAGAGAACACCAUUCUCAUCUCAGAAAGCAACGGGAUGCUGGUAACGCAAUGAAUGAUGAGCAACCAAACUUCGUACCAUCACGCCGUGCCAGUCUUUUGUCAAACAGAGCGGUCGACAAGCUGCUAACGCCGGAAGAACGGAUUGGCCUCCUCAGCAAUCUCUUCACCUCCAUUGUCUGUGAGUCCUUUGGCCUAGAUAUUGGGGUUCAUCGGCUGCCCGUGAGCUCCGGUGGAAUCGCCUAU
Messenger RNA from Dibothriocephalus latus, 801 nucleotides. NCBI's taxonomy places the organism in Eukaryota, Metazoa, Platyhelminthes, Cestoda, Diphyllobothriidea, Diphyllobothriidae. The record is from the annotation of a GenBank genome assembly.